Molecule: messenger RNA, 2267 nt
Organism: Camelina sativa (false flax)
Lineage: Eukaryota; Viridiplantae; Streptophyta; Magnoliopsida; Brassicales; Brassicaceae
Product: putative BTB/POZ domain-containing protein At5g13600
Molecular function (GO): protein binding
Source: RefSeq, a predicted model, not a curated record
GAGUCAGAGAGAAGGCGUUACAGAAAUUAUAGGGAAAACGAAAGCUGCAACAUUUUAGUGUAAAGUUGUAACAGCCUAACAACAACUGGGUUUACAAGCUUCGUCUGUAUCUAUCUCUCCUUCAGACUCGGUCCCUUCCUCCUACUUCUCCGAGAUAUUACAAUAAACCAAAUUAUUAAAAAAAAAAAGUUUCCAUCAUCAAAUAUGUUAUUGAGGUUUCCAUGAUUUAUAACCAACCAUUCUGCAACACUCUUUUGUAUUUGCGGAAAUACCAAAGACUGAACUGAAGAAAGAAGAUGGCUUCCUUGAAACUGGGUUCUAAAUCUGAAGUCUUUCAUCUAAGUGGUCACACAUGGCUUUGCUCGACUGGUCUUAAACCCGAUGUAAUGAUCCAAGUCGAGGAACAAAGCUUCCAUCUCCAUAAGUUUCCGUUGUUGUCAAGAAGUGGAUAUCUAGAAGCUCUGUUCGGCAAAGCAUCUGAGACAACCUCUGUUGCUCAGCUUCAUGACAUUCCCGGUGGACCAGACACGUUCUUGCUUGUGGCCAAGUUCUGUUACGGUGUCAGAAUUGAGGUCACACCUGAAAACGUUGUCAGUCUCAGAUGUGCAGCAGAGUAUCUCCAAAUGAGUGAAAACUAUGGGGAUGCUAAUCUCAUCUAUCUCACCGAGAGUUUCCUCAACGAUCACGUUUUCGUAAACUGGGAUGAUUCUAUCAAAGCCUUGGAGAAAUCAUGUGAACAACCUAAAGUGUUACCUCUUGCUGAAGAACUUCACAUUGUCUCUAGGUGCAUUGGUUCUUUAGCCAUGAAGGCUUGUGCAGAGGACAACACCAGUUUUUUCAACUGGCCAAUCUCGCUACCAGAAGGAACCACCACUACUACGACCACUACUACGUUCUGGAACGGAAUACAAACAAAGUCCACGAGCCAGAACUGGUGGAUCAACGAUGUUUCAUCAUACCUCGGUCUUCCAAUGUACAAAAGGUUCAUCAAAACAGUUGAGUCCAGAGGCGUAAAAGCGGAUACUAUAGCAGCAUCUGUCACGCAUUACGCCAAACGGAAUCUCCCUUUACUCGGCUGUUCUAGGAAGACUGGCUCUUCUUCAGAGGAAGGUACUAAUUAUGGAGAUGACAUGUACUACUCACAUGAAGAUCAAAGAAGUCUCCUUGAGGAAAUCGUGGAACUACUCCCUAACGAUAAAUGCGUUACAUCUACCAAAUUCUUGCUCAGGCUUCUUAGGACAUCCAUGGUUCUGCACGCGAGUCAUGUCACUCAAGAUAUUCUGGAGAAGAAAAUUGGUGAGCAGUUAGACAAAGCUGCUCUAGAGGAUCUGCUAAUACCAAACAUGGGAUACUCUGCUGAGACACUCUAUGAUAUCGACUCUGUCCAGCGGAUUCUUGAUCACUUUAUGUUGAUGUUGGAUUCGAGCAUCGUCGAGGAGAACCAGGUUAUGGGAGAAUCUUAUCCUCUUAAGUCCAUCACAAAGGUUGCUAGUCUGAUAGACGGCUACUUAGCAGAGGUCGCAUCAGAUGAGAACUUGAAGCUAUCCAAAUUUCAAGCUCUUGGUGCUCUAAUCCCGGAAGAUGUGAGGCCAAUGGAUGACGGUAUCUACCGCGCAAUCGAUAUAUACAUUAAGGCUCAUCCAUGGCUGACAGAGUCAGAGAGGGAGCAACUAUGUCUGCUGAUGAACUGCCAGAAACUGUCACUGGAGGCAUGCACACACGCAGCACAAAACGAGCGUCUACCAUUGCGUGUCAUAGUACAAGUAUUGUUCUUUGAACAGAUGCGGCUUCGGACAUCUAUAGCAGGAUGGUUAUUCGGCUCGGAAGAUAACAAUGACUCAAGCGGGGCGUUAGAAGGAAACAAGAACGGGAACGCAAAUAUGGUGAUCCACGGGAUGAGAGAGCGCGUUUACGAGCUUGAAAAAGAGUGCAUGAGCAUGAAGCAAGAUCUUGACAAGCUCGGCAAGACAAAAGAAGGACGCAACUUCUUCUCAAAGAUAUUCGGAUUGAGGUCUAAGACUAAGACUUCACCAUGCGGCAAAGGAGGUGACGAUCUAAUGGUUCCUGAAACCAAGAACUGAUAGAGAAGAGAGAGCAAUAACUAAUAACGAUAUUACAUAAUUUUUACUCUUUAAUUAGGCACUGUGGUUCCUUUUUGUUAUUGAAUUUACAUGUUUUGGACUCUUUCAAAGUCGUAGGACUAUUUGGAGACACUCUUAAACCAUAAGGGCAUCUCCAUCGGGGUCUCUGAACCAUGGUCUCUGAUA